GAGCCAAAGGCAGCUAGCCGGGGGCUGUCGCCUGCACGGCAGCACCCCUGUGGAGCUCAGCUUGCCCAUCCAAGAGGGAUGGAGGGAACCGACCCGCCCCGCAGGGCCCGGCGGCCGGGACGCGUGUGCGGCGCGCACUGAGCGCGGCCCCCGCAGCGGCUGGGGCUAGGGUUGUGUCUCGGCCUCCCCCCGCCCCAGCUCCGCACCGAGCGUGCGCAGCGCCCCUGCCCCCAACACCCGGUCGCGGCCCCGCGUUCCGCGCAGAGGAGCGCUGAGCUCCGCAGCGCCUUCGCGGCAAUCGGGCAGUAGUCCCGACGGCAUGGACUGAGCUGCGGAGCACCAAGUCGCCCGGAGCGGCCAUGGAGCUGCGGAGAUCCAUCGCGGCCAGCGCGGAGGCCGAGAGACCGAUGAGACGCUACGGGGCAGUGGAAGAGACUGAGUGGAAGGCGGAGGCGCUGGGGAGAAGUGAACUGGACAUUAUUUCAAUGGCUGAAACAACAAUGAUGCCUGAUGAAAUUGAGCUGGAGAUGGCAAAGAUCCAGAGGCUUCGGGAAGUCUUAGUCAGAAGAGAAUCAGAGCUCAGGUUUAUGAUGGAUGACAUCCAGCUGUGCAAAGACAUUAUGAACCUUAAGAGCGAGCUGCAGAGCUUGGUAGCCAUCCCAGAAAAAGAAAAAACAAAGAUGGAGAAACAAAGAGAGGAUGAACUGAUUCAGAAGAUCCAUAGACUGGUACAAAAAAGAGAUUUUCUUGUAGAUGAUGCAGAGGUGGAGAGAUUACGAGAGAAAGAAGAGGACAAAGAGAUGGCUGAGUUCCUGCGCACCAAGUUAAAACCCUUAGACAAAGCAACACCAUCUCCUACCAGCAGCCCAGCAGAAAAGAAGGCAGAGCCUCCUCCAAGCAAGCCCACCAUUGCCAAAGCAGGAUUGGCUAUCAUUAAAGAUUGCUGUGGGGCCACACAAUGCAACAUCAUGUAGCUCUGGGCUCUCUGCCGCGUUUGUCUUCUCAGAUGUUUUCAGUGAAUGAAACUACGGUGAGGGGAACCAACAGCAUCCUGCUGAGAGAUUCAAGAGCGACUGAUCCAACAGUAGCAGAUGGAAUGUAGGAGGGCAGGGUCUUCACUGUUGCAUGGAUCACUUAACACGCAUGCCUAAAACCAAAAGAAAUCUAUUUAGUGCUGUCCAGUGACCAGAAAAGAUCUGAAGUAGAAUCAACAAAAACAUCCCAGUGACAAAGGUGAAAAGAGGGUCGAUUUCAUCUAGAGAGGUGGCAACCAGCAAUUUUAAUGGGCCAUUACUCUAAGAAUGUGCACUUCUCUUCCUUGCCAAGCAGCACUCCAGUUGCCGAAAUAGCCUCUUCUGGCCAGCUUUCAAAACAAGGAGCAGCGUUGUCUGUAGCACGACUGGUGGAUAGAGCAGCUUCAGGAUAACUGAUGUUGCACACAAAGUACUUUAACUGGCGUGAUGUUCAACUACCUUGUUGUGGAGUUUUGCUUCCAGUUCUUCCUAAAGAGGAUCAAUGACAAAGAUGCUGCAAGUAGAGAUAGGCCUUUCUUAUAUCCCACGUGAUUUCUGAAUUACCAAAGUCAAAUUAGUAUUGCUUGCACCAGGGAAAAGAAAUCUGUGGCAAAGCUUUAGCAAGCACAGCUACAGUAACCUGCAGAUAGACGGUGCAGUCUAAAGCUGUGUCAGUUCUCUUUUAGCUCUCCACCUUACGUGGAGUCUGAGAAACGCUCACCCAGGGCGUUUUGUCCGUUGUUAGAAGUUAUGUGCAGCAUGAGAAACGUAUCCUCGGUAGGUGGCUGGGAGGAGAGUGGAAGACAAACAAAAUGUAACUAAUAUUUAAGCAGUGCUCAAAACAACUACAUGACCUUAAGAAAUACAAACUGCUAGGCAUAAGAAGACACUAACCACCCAAGACAAACUGACGACUAGACAAAAGUAUGAGUACGUACAAACACACGAGUAGAUAUUUGUAGGGAGGUCACAUUCUACACAAAAAGGGUUUAAAAUGAAGGGAAAUGCAGAAUGCCUGUGCUUCACCACUAAACGUGUUUCUGGUCUCUAUGCAGAUUAAAACUUGUGGAAUCUACUGUCUUUAUAUUAGCUGUCAGUAGCUGGUUUGUCUGUGUGAUGGUAUUCCAUAUAAAUGUACUGUGACAGGUGUAAAUAGUAAAAUAAAUGUAUAUGGAUCUAAUGUGAAAAUCUCAGGCUUAGAAAUAAACAGAUGUGAGCUAUUCCCCAGAUAAAGCUGCUCAAGAGGGAAAUCCCAUUUUAAGAAGCUAGGUGAGGUGUGCACUUAAAGCCACCCUUAGAAAUCAAAAAACCAAGAGGUACCUGAAAGGGAUAAACAGUGACACUGCCUAGAAGUAUCUUGCUGAGGCUCAAGGAGAACCAUCUAAAGUAACUCAGGCUGUUCUCAUACAAGUGGACGCUCAUGCCGAGUGCUGGAGCGGUGCAGUGAAGAACGUUCACCUUUCCAGAACCCUUUGUUUCAGCAUUGCAGACCCGCUCGAGACAGAAUUUACAUCAAGUCCCCUAAGGUUUAAGGAUCAGAGAGUCAAAACCACAGGUGGUUUCUACCACGACAUGCAGCACUUAAGCGGCUUUGACCAAAGACACGGGCAAGAGGACCGAACGUAUCCAAAGGCUGAACAACCACUGACAGUUACUGCCUCCUUAGCGAUACCUACAGCGGCACAUUAAGCGCUGCAGCACCUGUGUACACUAGCAGGGGUAUGGGGAAAACUGCUUCUUUGGAAGAACACAGACUGGAGAGGAAGAAAUAGUCCCUGGCUUCUGCAAAAUUCAGCAGCCUCUGGAAGUGGCUAGUACCCAGUUGAGACCUGAGGGGGUUACCAGAAUCUUUGGACACAGGCAGAUAGUCAAUGCCAUUAACAAAAGCAGAUGGAAUUUAGCAGGGUGGAAAUCUGGUGAAGCACCAAAGUCUUAGAAGGAUCAGCUCCUGCAACCAAGUAGUGUGAGUGCUGGUAAGUACCAGGGUACUGAAAGGAGGACUUGGCAGUUUGUGUAAGGCAAGGAGUGAGGCUAUGCUGAUGACUGGGGCAAUGCCUGCAUGCUGCACACAGUCUGUAGUCUCUGGAGAAGAAAAAUCAGUAGAAUGUGGGUUUGUAUGAAAAACAUUCAUCAACAGGAAACACAGCAACACUCGAGCCCCCUCACUUAAUUAAAAUGAAGAGAAAAGGCAGGAGGUAUGAAUAUUUACUACUGAUACACAGUCCCUUUGAGGAUUCCAACUGCAGCAGUAGUAAUGAGAGUGAACUUCAGUUUCAGGAGUUCUGGCCUGCUCAGCUGGAAGGCUUUGGUUGUAGCCAGCAAACGCUUGAGCCUUGUUUUUAUUUGGGUGGGUUUGAGCAGCUUGCCUGCAGUGUAUGAGCAGUUCCUUUAGAAGGGGUGAGUGAUGCUGCUUAGCAAUAUAAAGUCCUGGAAGUUUGAGACUGUGAGGUCAGGUCUCAGCUGCCUUCUACAGUAGCUUAUAGUGCUGUCCAUCCAGAACACAGUGCCCUGAUGGCUCAUUUCAAGCAUAAUGGUUAUAAUUAAAACAAAUUAAACUUAGGAAGGAAUAAAGUAUGUAGAAAUCUUCAUCCUUGUUUUUAAAAAGCAGGGAGUAUUCCCAAGAACUUCCACGGUCUCGUGAACAUAGCACCUUGCACACUCCCCACGUGGAAAGCCAACAGGCAAUACCAGACCAGCCCCUUUAGGUGACUGCACCAAGUGAGUGGCAUCGUUUCAGAGAGGAGUGCUGAUAUCUCUCACUGUCUGCAAAGACUGAAACACCCAACAGACCUGGAAAUCCUGGCUGGCACUUGCAAAAGAAGGCAGGGCCUCUUAAAAAAAGUCCAUCUAUGGUGCAUUUAACAGUACUUCCUCUGUGAACUGGUAAACAUGGAAAGGAUCUUGGUCAAGUACUAAUUAUUGAUUCCACCAGCAAAAGGUUCGCCUCUAGGCCUCCUGAAUCUCUGCAAAGUUAAAUGUAUUGUCAAAUAAACUAAGCUGCUGUUAUAGUA
This is a messenger RNA of Pogoniulus pusillus (Red-fronted tinkerbird), 4024 nucleotides long. RefSeq names its product bMERB domain containing 1 (gene BMERB1). Gene Ontology annotation, biological process: negative regulation of microtubule depolymerization. Bases 360 to 974 code for a protein of 204 amino acids. Lineage: Eukaryota; Metazoa; Chordata; Aves; Piciformes; Lybiidae. Gene Ontology annotation, cellular component: microtubule cytoskeleton. The transcript has 6 exons. The record is from RefSeq and is a predicted model, not a curated record.